CAGCCUGGACUAACACAAAGCUUGAACUCUUGAGCAACAGCUAAGACACUUUUGAAAGCUGUUCAAACAUAAAUCAACGCCAACGGGCAAGGCAUAGGUAGAGAUCAUACCUGAAUUCACACUGAGGACGGCAGCAUCAACUAGAAGAUUGCCACCAUGUUUUCUUUGUGUAUUGCUAUUCUUGUGCUCUCAUUCCUUGGCUCAUCUGAUGGCAAAACAUAUCAGCUAAAGGUGCGAACAUCCAAGCAUAUUGGUGCUGGUACUGGUGAAAAUGUAAAAAUCACAUUGUUUGGUUCAAACGGCAAGAAGGUUUUUAAAGAAUAUAAUGGAUGGGGAUUGCAUAUGUUCGACUUUGGAAUGACGAAUGAAUUGGAGUUAGAGGGAGAAGACAUUGGAUCAAUCAUCGACAUCCAGGCUCAGAUCGUUAAAACAGGACGGUAUCUUGACAAAUGGAGGUUGUUUUGGAUCAAGGUUUUUGCUGAUGGAGAUGCCUUUAAAGGAACAUUUGAAUACACAUUUCGAUCGGAUAAAGAAACAUCCAACGCUAAACUCUUCGAGAUUCUGGGUUGCAGAGAAGGCUAUGAACCUACAGAAAUCGGAGGACGUAAAACGUGUGCGGAUCGAAACGAAUGCCUAGUGACCUGCAAAGGACCUGGUCAGGAAUGCGUAAAUAUUCCUGGCUCUUACCGAUGUAACUGCAAACCUGGAUUUUAUUUCGAUGGUUCAGAAUGCCGAGAUUACGAUGAAUGUCUGCAACACGAUCAAGAUCCUUGUAGCUACCCUAAUGCUCACUGCAAAAAUCUCCCUGGAAGCUAUGAGUGCCGUUGCAAUAGAGGCUACGAAGGAGAUUACCAUUCCUGCCAAGAUAAGGAUGAGUGCAAGCUGAAUCUUCAUAGCUGUUCGCAGAAAUGUGUAAACAUUGUUGGUGGCUACAGAUGUGACUGCAACACUGGCUUCAAACUGGCUGUUGACGGAAAGACAUGUUUAGAUGCUGAUGAGUGCAAGGGUGCACACUCCUGCAACUUGACAACAUCAGUUUGCUACGACGAAUACGGGAGUCAUCGUUGCAUUUGCAAAGCUGGGUACAAGGAAGACACAACAGACCCAAAGAGAAAAACUUGUAUACCGAUAGAAUGCCAGCCAUUAAGCAACAUGGAAAAAAGCAUUAUUUUGUCACCACCAAGAUGCAUGAAUGGCAAGAACAUCUACGGGGACGAAUGUUCAGUAAAAUGCGCGCCUGGUUACGAGCUGGACGCAGGCUCUGCUAAAACGCUACGAUGCACGAGCUUUGGGUUCGUGAACAUUAAUGGGAACAUGCCCAUGUGCAAACCAAAGCCAUGCGGAAAACUGGCGGUGCCUAAUUUUGGCUUCACUGUUCCACCAAGCUGUUCCUCAGUGGGUGCGACACAAGGAAGCCAAUGUUACAUUUUCUGCGAUCACGGGUUCGUCCUUGCGGGGGAGAGAGCAUACACAUGUGAUCAGCAAAAAUACGACAAAGAUCCUUCAAAAACAAUAUGUGUUAGAAUCCCGAAGAUAGAAUGUCCAAGCGAUGUGACAGUUGCCUUGCCACAAGACAGUUCUCGCGUAGCCCUCGACAACAAUUUCCCUUAUUUCAGGACCAAUGUACGACGGGAUCAGAUUUCUUCCAACAUUGCAGGGAUUGGCCCUAGCUACGAAUUUCCUCUCGGUCACAAUGUUGUUGUUUACAAAGCAACAAAUGAAGUGAACCAAACAGACAAGUGUUCAUUUGUUGUCUCGGUGGAAGAUCGAAGUCCUCCUGUUCUCGAAUUCUGCCCAUCAAGUUUUACGGUCGUUAGCAAAGGUGCUGUGCCAGUUAAUGUCACUUGGGAAGAGCCUCGUUUCAAAGAUAAUGUUGGUGUACAAAGCGUUAUAGCUAGUAGCAAAAGUGGAGAGCUACGAUCUCCAACAGAUUUCACAGUUCUAUACAGGGCAUUUGACGCAAGUAGAAACAUGGCUACCUGCAAGUUUACAGUUUCUUUCAAAGUGCUAAGAUGCGAUUUUGACUCAAUUCCUGGAGGGGACCAGCUUAUUCAGAAAUCUUGCAUGAACAUGGGAACGUCACAUCUUUGCAUGGCGCAGUGUGUUCCUACAAAAACAUUUAACGUCAUCAACAGUAAACACAUGUUUUUGAAGUUCAUGUGGAGUUGUGUCAAGGCGGAUUUUGAAGUUGAUCAAAUGCCUGACUGCGUAGAUUUUCAACCAAAAAAUGGCAAGCCUUGCCCAGCAGGUUCUACUGAUGUCAAUGACUAUAGAAGUGGCCUACCAGUUUGUGCUAAGUGUGCCAGAGGGACAUACUACGUGAAUGGAAGUUGCACUGACUGUCCCACAAGUAUGUACCAACCGUUAGAAGGAUCAUUGUCUUGCGAGAAGUGUAAAAGUGGUUAUGGAACAUCUACUAAGAGAAAUAAGCUCUCUACUGAUUGCAAAGAACAGUGUCCACUUGGCUACUUCUCUACUGAUGGUUUAAGUGAUGGCCAAAGCAGUUGCGAAAUGUGCCCAAAGAACACGUAUGCCGACAAGUUUGGAUCAAAAUCUUGUCUAAGGUGUCCUAAUGGAACAACAACGGACGGCUCAGGACGUACCAGCAUCUCAGCAUGCAGAUAUGCCCCCAAGAACAUCAGAAUGGUCCCAGGUGGCACGAUUGAAGUUUCCGCUGGAGAGAAAGUCCAUUUUGAUUGCUUUGCUGAUGGAAAUCCAAUGCCUUUCGUGCACAUCCGGAAACAACAAUCACAAGCCAACCCUAUGACCCACAGUCUGCAACCAGUUGCUGCACCAAACAGUAACACGAAGGGCAUUCGUUACAUGAUUAGUUCAGCCUCGAUACAUGAUUCUGACUACUAUGUAUGCAGAGCUGAAAACAAUAAAGGGAUUAUUUACAACAAGAUUCAGCUCGUGGUAACAGAAGGGUCUGGUAUGAGUUCAAUAGGAUGAACUAAUGAUGUGGCCUCGAACUGAUGAUGGACCUCGAUUGAGGAUUAUCUACUGUUUAUCAAUAUUUCCUAUUCUUGUCUAUUAAGCAUAUCCAUUUUACUCAUGUAAUGAAAAAAUUAGAAAAUUUUACGAGUUGUGUGUUU
Rhopilema esculentum is the source of this 3095-nucleotide messenger RNA. RefSeq lists its product as uncharacterized. The record is from RefSeq and is a predicted model, not a curated record. Gene Ontology annotation, molecular function: calcium ion binding; protein binding. NCBI's taxonomy places the organism in Eukaryota, Metazoa, Cnidaria, Scyphozoa, Rhizostomeae, Rhizostomatidae.